This is a messenger RNA of Tilletiaria anomala UBC 951, 790 nucleotides long. RefSeq lists its product as uncharacterized. The record is from RefSeq and is a predicted model, not a curated record. The transcript has 4 exons. NCBI's taxonomy places the organism in Eukaryota, Fungi, Basidiomycota, Exobasidiomycetes, Georgefischeriales, Tilletiariaceae. The coding region runs from base 210 to 626 and encodes 138 amino acids. Gene Ontology annotation, biological process: protein import into mitochondrial matrix; protein insertion into mitochondrial inner membrane. Gene Ontology annotation, cellular component: TIM23 mitochondrial import inner membrane translocase complex.
CUGCUGACUGCCUUUGGCUUUGCUCCAACUUCUGUUCGACGUCGCAGCAUUCAAGCUGAGGCCUUGCAAAGCGCUUGUAACUCGCUCUAUCCACUGGCAGAGGGUUCCUCGAAGGCUGGAGGCAGCCACCGUUUUUGCCUACAUCAGCUGCUCGAUCCUUCUCAUCGCAAAGCGAAGUCACAGAGUCGACAAUCAAUCUCGAGCCGAUCAUGCCGCCACCCGCUCAAGUCGUCCAGCAACCAGGCCAGCCGGCGCCGGGCUUGCUUCAGAAGCUUGGGAUGGGCGCGAUGAUGGGCGUUGGCGUCGGAUUGACGAUCGGAUUCAUCGGCGGUGCCUUUCAGAUCCUAAGAGCUGGACCAGGACCCAAAGGGACGAUGGCAACGCUCACUCAAUUCAUGGGCACAUCAGCUGCAACAUUCGGCUUCUUCAUGUCUAUUGGCACCGUCAUCCGCACCGAAUCGCACCUCAACCCAGUAGAAGAGGAGCGCUGGCGGAUAGCAGCCAUGCGUGGCGGCUGCCUCAUCUCUUCGUCUGCGUCCUCAUCUUCAGUAUCAGCUUCCUUGAUGGAUGCUCGGCGACGAGGAGCCGAGGCGAUGCAGACACCUUCUCCUUCGCUGCGACGAUGAAGUGUGAGCAUAGCCGUAGCAUAAAAAGGGCGGACACAUACCCUUCCGAGUGGAGUAUGCGGCGAUGCGCCGCUUACGGUGCAGUUGCAGAUUAAUUCCAUUCAUGUUAAUGCCAAUCUGAUUUUGCCGGGAAUACGACGAAGACGAGCAUGCAUUUCUUCCGC